Messenger RNA from Brassica rapa (field mustard), 839 nucleotides. Its product is annotated as photosynthetic NDH subunit of subcomplex B 3, chloroplastic. Gene Ontology annotation, biological process: P450-containing electron transport chain. Lineage: Eukaryota; Viridiplantae; Streptophyta; Magnoliopsida; Brassicales; Brassicaceae. Gene Ontology annotation, cellular component: chloroplast thylakoid membrane. Gene Ontology annotation, molecular function: 2 iron, 2 sulfur cluster binding; electron transfer activity. The record is from RefSeq and is a predicted model, not a curated record.
CAUAAACCUCAAGAAGUGAUAUAAAACAUUAUCCCAAUUAAAAGACCCAGCCCGUUUUUUUGGUUCUGUUUGACUUCUUUUAUUUGUUAGGAGAGCAAGACUAUGGGAAGUGUACAGUUGAGUGGUUCAGGCUUAGUAGCUUCUCUAUCUCCAACUCAUAUCUUUAGCCACAAAACCAAACUUAGUAACCCAAAGUCAUCCUUUUUACGCUCAAAAGACAAUGCCCCCAGAACCAAAACCAUCAGAGCCAUAAGCACCGCACCAACGAGCCAGCCUCCCGUCGCAGCUGAGCCUGAUGACGAACCUCCUGCUGUCGAUUUUGCGUUCGUCCAUUCGGUGUUGUUACCGGACGGGACACCGGAUGUGCAUUGGAGAAGAGCGUGCGGUGGACAGAAACUUAGAGACAUAAUGUUGGACACUAACAUCGAACUCUAUGGUCCUUACAGUAAGCCCUUGUCAAACUGCGCAGGAGUAGGAACUUGCGCCACUUGCAUGGUCGAGAUUGUAAAUGGAAAGGAGCUUCUAAAUCCACGAACUGACAUUGAGAAGGAGAAACUCAAAAGAAAACCAAAAAACUGGAGACUAGCUUGUCAAACCAACGUGGGAAACCCAGACUCAACGGGAUUGGUUGUCAUCCAACAGUUGCCAGAGUGGAAAGCUCAUGAAUGGAACAUCCCUAGGAAUCUGCCUAUUGAUGAUCCCGAAACUUCUACAUGAAACGAUUAAUUUGUUUAUUUGUUAUACUAUAUAUAUCAUGAAAAUGUAACAAACGAUUUUUUAUAUAUGUUGAUAACUAGCCAUACAACUACCUAGUAUUAUUAAUAUAGAAUGAUUCAUUA